Messenger RNA from Linum tenue, 1279 nucleotides. The record is from the annotation of a GenBank genome assembly. NCBI's taxonomy places the organism in Eukaryota, Viridiplantae, Streptophyta, Magnoliopsida, Malpighiales, Linaceae.
CAACAUCUCAUUUACACCCCCAUCUCUCAUCUCGUGAACCCAUUACCCAUCCUCAUUCAUAACUAGAUAAGAGAAGAGACCUCUUCCUUUCUCCCUUUACAACCGACAACACCACCUCCCUUUUAUUAGACCAUGCCAACUCGAGUUCAACAGAGAAAAGCUCAACCUCCUGUAAACACUCUUUUACACCAAAGCCUUGGAUCAUAAAGUUACCUGAAAGUCGAUUCAAGAGCCGGGUUCGACAAACAUAAGCUACCGGCCGACAAUUGGAGACCAUUUGUUCCAGUGUUCUAUCUCGUCCAUUAGGUAAGAUCAACGAAUUCCCAACUAUUUCUGUUCAAGUUUCGGACUGAGUAGUUAGCUAACCGAUGUUUGUUCUAAGCCGUAACUACAACGACGAAGGUGUGGGGUGGUUAAAUGACGAUCUAAGCAAGGAAUAGAGAUCCAACUGACCCGGAUCUAGUUCUAGGCACGCAAAGAGGUCGACAAGGCGAAUCAUCUCCUCUAGAGCAUGGACCCUUUGAGUUGGUGGCUAAAUGAUCAGGUCGACCGACUUAAGCUAAUAAGGAAUGAUAGAAGCACAUAUGCACGCAUAUGGAUUCAACAUCAUUGGCUCAAGUGCACUCCAGAAGGAAGAAGUUAAGUUCAGUACUUUAGUGGGACUAGAGGCUUGAUGUGAUUUUACGAUGAUAUUUAUUACGUCAGGAUGUUUCAAACCAUGUUGACUUUUAUGUCUACUGUUUUCUUUAGUACGACGCUUCCGCUAUCUUUCAAUGUAUUUAAUGUUCAUUGACUCAUAAGAGUAUUUUAGUAAAAGUAGCACCAUGUCGGGUUAGGGUGUUACAUCCGGAGUCGGUCCUUCCACCUCAAGGGAUCGUCUAGUGGAGUGGAUGGAUCGCCUCGAGACUCACGUUGUGGGAGUCACCACUCGGCACGACUGCACCUCAUAUUUGAUAGAGAGGAUGGCUUGAUGCCAGGGUGUCCUUCAGGACGAUGAGUUGGGUCCUUCGACCUGUGAGAGGUAGCCAACGAGUGAGACAUGUGGCAGAGCCGAUUUCUUUCCUUCUCCACUUGGAACUCUGAACUCUUUUAUCCUUUAUUUUAUUUUUUGUCCUUUUAUUCGGUGUUUGUGUGUGUGUGAGCAAUUAGUACUACUACUAUCGUAUUGUUAUGUGUAAUAACCUCAUCUCGAGCGAGAAUGUGUGUGUUUGUGUUUGAUUUUGUCUUCUCCUUGAAGAUCCAAUCUCCUACCCCGUAAAAAAAUUCCAACUUUCACUCA